AUGAUCAAGGUAAAGGGCCAGAUUAGCGAAAUUGCCAACUCAUUGGUAGACGAAAAUGACGGCAUUCGCAACCUUGCCAAGCUAUUCUUCUACGAGCUAUCGAAAAAAGGUAACAAUCCUAUUUACAACAUGCUGCCGGAUGCAAUUGGCCAACUGUCUACGAGCAAGCUUGUUUCCAAUUCCGACUUCCAGGCAAUCACGCGAUUUCUCAUGCAGUUCAUUACAAAGGAAAAGCAAAUCGAGAGUAUCGUUGAGAAGCUGACUCAGCGUUUUCUGACGGCCUCUAAGGCACAACAGCAGCGGGACUUGGCGUAUUGUUUGGCGCGUCUAUCACACACGGAGAAAUCGCUCAAAUACCUGUACCAGAAUCGCAAGCUGUACAGCGAUGCACUACAUGAUAGCGUGGUUGCUGACAACUUUAUGUCGCUGGUCGCGAAGGCUCGUCGGGGCAAUAGUACGCUGAUAACGACGAGUGAGAUGAAGGAAGCCAUUGAUGUGCUGGACCAGUUUGUGGUUGGUAAAAAGGAAGGCAAGGAAGAGGAUGAUGAACCCAUGGACGGUGAAUCAAGGGAGCAUGUUUCAUCGCCGCAAGCUAAGAGCAGGGCCAAGCGCAAACCCCCCACCAAAGGUGCGAAGGCUUCUCGAGUUAUUCCGAAGAAGAGAGGACGAGCUAAACGAAAAGCAAGCGCUCGCAGUAAAAAAGCUACCCGUGUGGUGAGCGAUGGCUCUUCAGACGAAGAGUAA
Messenger RNA from Peronospora belbahrii, 744 nucleotides. Lineage: Eukaryota; Oomycota; Peronosporomycetes; Peronosporales; Peronosporaceae. The record is from the annotation of a GenBank genome assembly.